AUGGGUGGAUUUGUCGUUAGAGUCUCGACUCUCUCUAGCCUUGUCUUGCGGUGUUGUGUGAGUGUGACUUUAUAGAGGGCACUGGAGGUUCAGGGACUCGUCGCCGCCCCGCGGUGCGUUAAUAACUCCUAAACUCUUGACAGUUUGACCUGACGAGUCCGACGGGAUCCCGAGUACCACACUACCUCGUCAACGCGAGUGGCCCGGGGCGUUCACGACGAACGCCCGCAAGUGCGGUGAGGAAGCCGUGCUGCUCCGGCGCGUGCUGUCGCGCCUCAUCGAACUCGACGACGACGACGACGACGACGACGACGACGACGGGCUCGGGAUGCUGGCCUCGCUGAACGAGGUCGCCGAUGCUGGAACUUUUGUCGUCUCGGACACGCUUCUUCCACCCCGCGCGAACGACCUCGAGUCCGACCUUGGCGGCCUUCGAGAUCUCGAGAUCCAGGAGUUCCUCAUCCGACGCCGAAACUGCCGUGGUCUCACCACCUCCGCGUUUUAUGCCACUGCACGACACGCGCCUGUCGACCCCACGUCGAUCACUCCGAUCACGUCGACCUCGCCUACGCCUGCCGUCGAGUACGCUAUGACGUUCGCAUGGGCGGAGCACUCCCUCCUCGACGAUGGGAUCGCACUACGUCGCAAGAUGCACGCCGCGUCGCGUGCCGACACCGAGGGACUGAGCCUUAGCGCCGGCAUCUACCGUGGCGAGUUCCGCACGCUUCCGACCUUCCUCGGCGACGAUGAAAGCUUUGUCGGCAUCGAGCCCCGGGCACUCGAGGUGGUUUUCAUCCAACAGUGUUACUGGCCCGUCAAUACGGCGACCACGACCAAGGAACUCGCCCAGGCCGUACUUGGAGUCGUCAAAGGUAAGCACAUGGAUCAACUGGGUGCGAUGGCCUGGCGUUUGCGCUCCCUAGCCGACACAUCCGUUCCCAUGCCCGUCCAGGACUCCGAAAUAUCUACAAGCUAGGCUAUAUCCACCGGGACAUCUCGUACGAUAGCGUCGUCAUCGACCGUGACGGCGUCGGCGCUCUCAUCGACUAUCACCUCGCCGUCCCACAUGAUCGGCCCUGCACCGAGGGGCGCCGCAGAAUACGAUCCGUGCGUGCUCCGCUGUGUAUGUUUCUCCGAAGGAUAUCUCUGAUCAGCGCUAGGCUUUGGACUAUACGACGUUUUACAGGGCACCUGGCCCUACCUCCCGUGCUCGAUCCUCGCCCAGCCACAACAGCCGCUCCGUGUCGUCCACGAACGAUGGCACGAUAUUGAGUCGCUUUUCUACGUCGUGAUGGAAAUCUCGUUCCGCGAGCCGUACAUGGGCGACGAUGAAGUGCUUGUGAUGACACCAGAUGGUGAGGUUAUCUGGUUUGACUGGAACGACUCAUCUGCGCGCAUAGUCUAUGUCCUCAAAUUCAUGCUUCGCCUAAACACCUGGUAUCACAAGCUGUUGAAGGGCUGUGCACAGCGAUGGACGAACAUCAAGCAACUGGUCGAUAUCUUGCGCAGCAAUUGUGGGCUCGACAAUCGAUUCGUCGAUGUCGAGGUGGCUAUGGAGGAAGCCCAACUGGGGGAGUUGUGGGGUCCAUCCGGGACGAUGUCGUACGAGGCUAUCAUCUCGGAGAUGGAGCGACUACUUCCCUUGCUCUAA
This is a messenger RNA of Microbotryum saponariae, 1651 nucleotides long. The record is from the annotation of a GenBank genome assembly. Lineage: Eukaryota; Fungi; Basidiomycota; Microbotryomycetes; Microbotryales; Microbotryaceae.